UACCGGAGCAAGUAUUAAUUUACAGCGGAGAGUGAGAAGACGAAUAGAAGUGUGGACGUUAUCUCUCUCUCUCUCUCUCUCUCUUUUCGUACGUCUGGAGUGCGUGUGUUAGUGAGGGGGGUUUAGUGAGCUGAAGAAAUUAGAGACGAGUGUUUAUUUACCACACCUGUGAUGCGCUGCUGUUUCUGAGCAACGAAGACGCACUGAUGGCCAAGGUACAGGAAGAGGAUAUGUGUUGAAAGAGGACAUUUAAAUGCCCUGGCCGAACUCGUCAGUAUAAUAUUACAAGAACUAAACACAGACAGACACUAAUACUCACCGCAGUUCUUUCGGCUUAUAUUAUAGUCUUAAACUUGAACGAGUAGGUGAUAAAGACAUGAUGCCGUUACACCUGGGUCCCUUUGUCCGCUGGAGAUCCGGGCUUGUACUCACAUGGAUCUGCCUCUUUUCCUCCGGAUUUACCUGCAUCGGUGGAGAGCAUGCGGCCACCGUAACACAUCCACUUCCUGUGGCCUUCUCUGACCUGCUGCCCCACUUCCUGGUGGAGCCCGAUGAUGUUUAUAUCGUUAAGAAUAAGCCAGUGACCCUCACAUGCCGGUCGACACCUGCCACGCAGAUCUACUUUAAGUGCAACGGUGAAUGGGUUCACCAGGAUCAGCACCUGAUCGAGCGCAAUGUGGACCCGACUACAGGGCUGCCGGUGAUGCAGGUAAAGAUUGACAUCUCAAGACAGCAGGUAGAGAAGAUCUUCGGCCUGGAGGAUUACUGGUGUCAGUGCGUGGCCUGGAGCACUACAGGAACCCAGAAGAGCCAAAAGGCAUUUGUACGCAUUGCCUAUCUGAGGAAGAACUUUGAGGAGGAACCACUGGGUAAGGAAGUAGCGCUUGAUCAGGAAGUUCUUCUCCGCUGUCAUCCUCCAGAAGGUGUUCCUCCUGCAGAGGUGGAGUGGCAGAGAAACGAGCAGCUGAUCGACCCCAAGACUGACCCCAAUUUCUUCAUCACCGUGGACCAUAAUCUCAUCAUCAAACAAGCCCGUCUGGCCGACACCGGCAACUACACCUGCGUUGCCAAGAACAUUGUGGCUCGUCGCAAAAGCUCGUCGGCAGCUGUGAUUGUCUAUGUGGAUGGAGGUUGGAGCGAAUGGAGUAAGUGGUCACCAUGUGGAGCAGACUGCAAUAUGUGGAGGAGUAGGGAGUGUACCCAGCCUAUGCCCGGCACUAGAGGCAAGGAGUGCCAGGGCCUGGAUUUACAGUCCCUUAACUGUACCAGCGAGCAGUGCCCACAGACUGCAUCAGGUGCUGAAGAUGUGGCCCUGUAUGUGGGGAUCGUGGCAGUAGCCCUGUGUCUGACUCUGCUGUUGAUCGUGCUGGUGCUGGUGUACCGCAGGAAGAAGGAAGGUCUCGAUGCUGAUGUGGCGGACUCAUCCAUCCUCACCACUGGCUUCCAGCCCAUGGGCAUCAAGCCCACCAAGCCAGGUGUGUGGGCACCACGCAGGGCAUCCCGCAGCAAAAACUCUCAUUUGCUCACCAUCCAACCUGAUUUGACCACAACCACCACUAGCUAUCAAGGAUCUCUGCGCUCCCGUCACGAAGUUGCCGGAAAGUUCCCCAUGAGCAACGGCCCUCUCCUUGAACACCUUCCUAAUGGCUCCCACACGCUACACAACGGCAAAUUGCCCAGCGACCCCAGUGACUUCAUGAAUCGCUUAUCCUCACAAACGUAUUUCAAAACACUACCGAGAGACAACAUCAACACCUCUUACGGCACAUUCAAUUUUCUGGGUGGCCGUCUCACCCUCCCCAACACAGGAAUCAGUCUGCUCAUCCCACCAGAGGCCAUUCCCAGAGGGAAGAUUUAUGAGAUUUAUCUCACCAUUCAGAAAAAGGAAGAUAUGAGGUUGCCCCUGGCAGGGUGUCAGACGUUGCUGAGCCCUGUUGUGAGCUGCGGGCCACCCGGUGUUAUGCUCACCCGACCGGUUAUCCUCAGUGUGGACCACUGCUCUGAUGCCUGCCUGGAGAAUUGGGCCAUCCGUCUGAAGAAGCAAUCCUAUGAGGGAUUGUGGGAGGAUGUUCUUCAGCUGGGAGAGGAUGUGCUGUCAGAGCCAUACUAUUGCCAGCUGGAGGAGGAGACAUGCCGAGUGUUCACCGAGCAGCUGGGCCGCUUUGCUCUGGUGGGGGAGUCCCUCAGUAUGGCUGCUGCUAAACGGUUAAAAUUGCUGCUGUUUGCUCCCGCCUACUGCUCCACGCUGGAGUACAAUAUCCGCGUCUACUGCACGGACGACACACAGGACAUGCUAAAGGAGGUGAUGCAAAUGGAAAGACAGCUGGGAGGUAGACUGAUUGAUGAGCCGCACAUCCUGCUCUUCAAAGAUAGCUACCACAACCUGCGCCUCUCCAUUCAUGACAUGCCCCAGUCUUACUGGAGGAGCAAACUUAUCGCCGGAUAUCAGGAGAUCCCAUUCUAUCACAUCUGGAGCGGCUCUCAGCGGACCCUCCACUGCACCUUCACACUGGAAAGACAGAGCCUGAGCACCUGUGAUCUCACCUGCACGCUGUGUGUGUGGCAGGUAGAAGGAGAGGGACAGAGCUUCACUCUUGACUUCAACAUCUCAAAGGACAUCAGACCACUUGACUCUGAUUUCUUGUUGAUGGACAACUGUACUCCUGCCCUGGCUGGCCCAAGUGCUUUCCAGAUCCCAUACCUCAUCCGACAGAAGAUCUGUAACAGUCUGGACACCCCCUGCCCCAACGGAGCAGACUGGAGACUACUGGCCCAGAGCCUCAAGCUCGACAGGCACAUGAGUUUCUUUGCAUCCAAAUCAAGCCCCACAUCAAUGAUUUUGGACUUAUGGGAGGCCCAGCACUUCCACAACGGUAAUCUCAAUCAGCUCGCUGCCGUGAUGGCUGAGAUUGGCAAGCAGGAGGCCAUGAUAUUCCUGGUGUCAGACGGGGAGUGUUGACACGUUCAGACUGGAGCAGAACAGCCGUGUCUCUGAAUGAUGGGGAAGGGGAAGGACGUGACCCUCUGCUCGCUCCACCAAACAAGAUAAACAAAUCAAAGAACAGGGUUUACCCAACUAUAUGAGGCCACUUCCCAAGUGAAUGGGCAAAAAUAGAAAAAACAAAAACAAGACCAGGCGCUGGAGAAACCUGGCAGGGCUUUUAGAUGUACUGUGAACUGAGACGAAAUGCCCCUCUUUGUGAACAAAAAUCCAUUUGUUUAAAAAAUAAUGGUGUAUAGUGAAUUUCAAAAUGGUUCUGGUCCUGCUCUCAAUCACAGCUAACCAAUAUGUCUUCUCUAACCACUUUUAUGUUCAUAUCAGACUGGAAACUGAAAUUAAAUUGGUUGAAAGAUCUCAUAUGGGACAUGUACACUAUAUACAGUAGGUAAGGUGAAUAUUUUGCAAACCAAUUCAAAUUAGUGACAUGCAUUUUGUAAAUGUGAACCAUUUAGCAAUAUGCAAAAACAUAUCGGUGACAAUUUCCUUUGGCUGUGCAUUUCUUACCUCACAGAGCAUUUAAAUUUUCAGAUAAAAAUUGCGGUAAAUUUCAGGUCAAGAACAUUAAUGAUGAAAACAAAAACUGUGUUUUUCGUAAGAGCCAUCAGUUCUCUUCUGCCCUUGUGCACUUAAUGUGUCUAUUCUACUACAUGAAGCCAUAAAAGUCCAAAAUUCACCUCACGUUCCGGUCCAGAUGGAUAAUCGGUAAAUAAGCACAGGAUUCUGUGGAUUUCUGGAGUGGGUGAUCGGGGACCUCCGACUUUUUCAUAACUGUUUGAAGAACACCAUGUUUGUUGUUGCUUUCAACAAGAGACUGGCGGUUUGAAAAAAAAUACUAAAUCGUCAGAUAUUCUACAAAGCAUUUUCUCACAACCCUCUCAUGUUAGUUACAUUCUAAGUUUAGCAAGGUUUUCUUCUCUCAUAAACAGAAAAUGAAAUACUAACAAAUGUUUUAUUGCUGUUCUCAUUCAUAUUUAACGGAACUAUGUUUCUCGGAAAGCCGUUUUGGCUCCAGGGCAAAUUGUUAUCUGUAGGGGAAAGAAUAUUUUCAUCACCCCCUAAAACACAAAGCUCCAUCCAGGAAACCUUCAUCAAAACUCAACAGCGGUUUUAUUUCUCAUGAAUUGGACGAUUGCAUGUGUAAUUUAUUCUGCAUACCUGUCAGUCUGUAAAUUCACAACACAUCUUAACCCCCGGGUCCUAUGAAUGUGCAGUAUGAUUGUCUCAAUUUUUUGAACAUGAGAGUGUUUUGUUACAAAUGAAGGAUGAUCUGUAAAAACUGUGGGUUACAUAUUGGCCACAGUCAUCUUUAUGAUAGGCCACGGAGACAAUUGGAAGAGUGAGGCACAUUCUCUCAACAGCAAGUUGAGUGUAGGAAUAAACAGGCCUGUUUCACUCACUUAAAAGGCAAAAUGUGCUCAUAAUGUACAUUUUCAUAUUUUGUAUUUUUUUUUUUUUUUUUUACCCAGGUUCCCAUAAAAUCACAUGGUGGUAUUUGUUAAACAAUUAACCAGCUAAUUGUAUUAUUAUAUUUUUUCUAUGAAGGUUAUCAUGUCUUGUAGAUAUGUACUUUUUUAGUUAAUUUGACAUCUCUGCAGCAACCAAAGUGUAUGAGCCAGCUGAAGCUUUGAUUUCAUAUCUAUGCCUAUAUAUCAAAUAAUGUCAUUCUUUUUAUUCACAAUGCACAUUUAACAUUCCGAAUUAACCAUCAACCAUUUUCGUAAAAAAUGUCAUGGCUUGUGCAUCAGGCAACAUCUUAAUUUUGGAGAGGUAAAACGAUAUAAAUAUUUAAUAUCACACUUUGUAAAGUAAUUGUAAAUUAUAUUUUAAUAAUGAGCCAAAAAAUACAACUGACGUAACAUUUGUCAAAGUAUAACCUGUGAAGUGUUUGCCUACUGUACUGUUGGUUAUAGCACUGAGUUAAUUCUUUCUGCAGUGUUUGAGGUUUAGACUGUUUUUUUUUUUUGUUUUGUUUUUUUUAAAGUAUGUACUCCGUUAUUUUGUUUUGUCCAUAUGCUGGUGGUGUAUGGGUAAAAAAAUCCUCAAAUUCCUUAGAAAUCUUAACACAAAACAGUGACCGUGACCGUAAAUUAUACGUAGGCCUACCUGUGAGAGAAUUGAGAUGAUGCUACGGAAUGCAUUUUCAAAAUAAAAGUCAGUUUCGUAACCCUCAGGUUUGCAAACGGGUUUAGUUCACGCAAACACAUUUUACAUGUUUUUAAACACUUGUUAUAUACUGAAUGCAUAAGGCCCUCACAGAAUCCAUGCCCAGUCAUGGUUUCUACAAUAUUACUAUGGUAAAACUAUGGUUUAUUUCCGUAAGGUUUAAACAAACAGGGUGACAACAUUAUUGAACAUAAAUGUAUACUUAUUUUAUCCUCUAAUAAAAGAAACACCCUAUUAUAUAUAACUGAAUCAAAAUAUAAUGAAAAACUGCAGCAAUUAACUAAAUAUUUCGCUUCAGAAAUGAAGGUAAAGUCCCUUUAAGGCUGCGCAGGGCUCAAGUGAAUCAGUGAAUCAUUUAUGUGAACUAGUUCACUUGCAUGAACCAUCAAAAAGAACUGACUCACCAAAAUGAAUCAGAAUUCCAAAGGCUAAAUAUAAAAGAAACAGUUUAGGAUUUCUUAGAUUCAGAUUUGUCAUGUCUGUUUCAUGCGCGUUUCUGCUGUUCCUCUUCAGGCCAGUAGAGGGGGACAAAGCAAAACACGCGGUAAUCACAGACUGCAGUUUACGUGUGUGUUUGAUUGCUCCCUCGGCUCCAUUUGCAGUUUAAUGUGACAAAUGUAGUGUUUUGUGACACUACGCCACUACUCGUUGGAAAAUGUAGCUUGUUACUGGAAACAAAAUAGCGGAGCCAAUUUAGUAGCGGCAUUACUCCCUAACACCAAUUCUGUCUGGGCCUGUAUAUAAGUGAAUUUCUCACCAAUCUGCGUGCAUUUUAAAAAUCAUUCCAACAGCCCAUUGUUGGUUGAUCUCAUGAUACUCAUUCUUCAAGGAGAGUCGAUCUCUCUUCAUGACUGUACAUUUUGUCAGCCUCAUUUAUAGUUGUUCCAUGUAAAUGAAUGUGUGCCGUUUCUUUCCACUGAGUUCCACUUUCUUUUUGAACUGAAAACAGUAGAAUUGUGUACCUGUGAAUGUUCUUCAAUUCGAUUUCUUAAUUCAAUGUUCCUUGCCUUUCUGCAAGUCAAAAUGCUGUAUUUAUUACAUGCCAGAGCGCUUAUGCAAUUGUACAAUUCUUUUCUAUUAUGUUCUUUUUUUGUAAAGUUUUCAUUUUCCUCGUCAAUGUAAAUUGUCGUCAAUGAUUUUGUGGUCAUAGGAAGCCCUCUUUCGCAGAUGGUUUUCUAUACUCUUUGGACAAUAUGGAUUUGUGGGUAGAAUUUUUGAAAUUCGUUUCUAAGUGCUUUCAAGUAUUUACUUGGCCUUAUGUACAUAUAUAUAUAUAUAUAUAUAUAUCUCUAUGAAAUUUCAGAAAAAGGUAUGUAUAG
Xyrauchen texanus (razorback sucker) is the source of this 6483-nucleotide messenger RNA. RefSeq names its product netrin receptor UNC5A-like. The record is from RefSeq and is a predicted model, not a curated record. Gene Ontology annotation, cellular component: membrane. The transcript is spliced from 15 exons. NCBI's taxonomy places the organism in Eukaryota, Metazoa, Chordata, Actinopteri, Cypriniformes, Catostomidae. Gene Ontology annotation, biological process: anterior/posterior axon guidance; netrin-activated signaling pathway. Gene Ontology annotation, molecular function: netrin receptor activity; protein binding. The coding region runs from base 377 to 2959 and encodes 860 amino acids.